This is a messenger RNA of Penicillium mononematosum, 879 nucleotides long. Its product is annotated as serine hydrolase domain-containing protein. NCBI's taxonomy places the organism in Eukaryota, Fungi, Ascomycota, Eurotiomycetes, Eurotiales, Aspergillaceae. The record is from RefSeq and is a predicted model, not a curated record. Bases 1 to 879 code for a protein of 292 amino acids. The transcript has a single exon.
AUGUCGAAAGCGUCUGGGCUCUGUGAUUCCAAGUUCUACGGCCUCAGGAAAAUUCUCGAGGAUAACGUCAAUUCAGGGAAGGAACUCGGAGCAUCGCUCUAUGUCAAUGUUGGAGGCAAACCUGUCGUCGACAUGCAUGCUGGUUUUAUGGAUGAGCUCAAAACACAGCCGUGGACUGAGCACACCAAGACAGCUGUCUUCUCCACCUCCAAGUGCAUCACCAACCUAGCCGCUCUAAUUUUGGUCAGUCGUGGGCUUCUCGACCUUGAUGCUAAGGUAUCCAAAUACUGGCCCGAAUUUGCUGCCAACGGCAAAGAGGAUAUAGAGGUCCGCCAUUUUCUGAGUCAUUCCUCAGGUUUGUCCGGCUGGGAUGAACCUAUGACAAUGGAGAAAAUUUAUGACCUGGAAAGUUCGGCGAAGCUUCUAGCAGAGCAGGCUCCGUGGUGGGAACCUGGUUCAGCUUCUGGAUACCACGCGAUUACACAAGGGACGCUGAUUGGCAAGCUCGUAAAGGAAGUCACCGGAAAAUCGCUGAAAGACUUCAUCGAGGACGAGCUUGCCCAACCUCUCGGAGCCGAUUAUUCCCUUGGAGUCAAAGAAAGUGACUGGCACCUUGUGGCCCCAGUCGUCCCGUUACCCAGUCUGCCUUUCGCUUCCAACCCGGACCCUGACAGCGUGCUGGGCAAGACACUUAAGUCUCUACCACUCAAAGCCGAAUAUUUUAACGAACCCCCGUUAAGGAGAGCCGCUCUUGGUGCCUCUAACGGCUAUGGAAAUGCACGGUCUGUUGGCAAAAUCAUGUCUAUUGUAUCGCUCGAUGGGCAGGUUGCAGGAAGGAGUUUCUCUCCCAAAAAACUCUCGACCGCGUCUUUCAGGUAG